AUGUUCAAAAAUUCGAUGCUUUCUUUGCUUCACAAAAACUCAGUAUCUCGCUCUUUAUUAUCCUAUUCAAAGAACGUUGUUGUAUUGAAUCGACAGCAAAACACCAUCAGAAAUGUACAUCGCACCUUUGUACAUUUUCAAGGUGCUCGGAAGAAUGAAGGAAUUUCUCAUAUUCUCCAACAACAACAUUCACAGAACAAGACAAAAACCGCUGCACCAGCUAAAAGCACAACAACAACUACCAAAACCACUACUGAUUCUAGAAAGAGCACUAAAGAACAAGAAGAAAUUGAUGAAUUACAAGCCUUGUUGGAUGACGAAGAAAUCCUAACCCCACAAAGAAAGAAAACUCCAUCAGCAAGCCUCAAAUCUCAGCAACAGACUCCCGCAUCAUCAGGCUCAAAAUUAGCACAAGUAGCAGGAGCUUCGGCUUUUGGUGCAGCAGCAGCCUCCAGUACAAAAGCCUCUUCUUCAUCAUCAAAAUUGGCAGACCAGAUGGGAUUAGAUGAAAAGGAAAUGCAACAAAUGAUGAAGAGUAUGGGAUUGGACGAAAGAUGGGAUCAAUACAAGGACAUGCUUGAUGCUUUCGAGGAAGGAAAAUUCGGAGGACGAGCCAGUGAAAAUUGGGACGAAGCAGAUAUGGAUGAAGAAACGAAGAAAUCGUACAAGAUGUUUGGAAAGAAUUACCUCAAAUCUUUGAAGUCUGAAUUCGAUAAGCCUGAGCUAUUUAACUUUAUCAAGACUCAAGCAGACGGCAAUGCAGGUGUUGAUUUAUCGAGUCUAGCUAGUGUUGCUGGACUGGCUGGUGCAGCAUCUGCUGGCACUCAAGCAUCACAGACAAAAGCUGGCAUAUCUUCCCAGCAACAAACAACAGCACCAAGAUCUGCACAAGCUCCAUCCACAACUCCUUCAACAAGUAAACAAAAGAAAUCGCUCACUCUGGACGAAAUUGAAAAUAUGGACCUAGAUUUGGAUGCAAAUACUGUCGCCAAAGAUUUUGAAAAUCCAGAAAUGCGAAAAGCUCUGAAGACUAUGUUUGGAGCAAAAUCUGAUGAGGAUUUAGAUAAAUUCAAAGAUGCACUGAUGAAUGUGUUUAAGGAAGGAAAGAAUAUCAAGUCUUUAGAAUCACAACUAGAGACUCAAAUGAAAGAAUUGGAUUCCAUUUUCUCAUUUGCUAAGGAUUUGCACGACGUCAAACCACCCAAAAAGAAGAAGUAA
Naegleria fowleri is the source of this 1218-nucleotide messenger RNA. RefSeq lists its product as uncharacterized. Bases 1 to 1218 code for a protein of 405 amino acids. Lineage: Eukaryota; Heterolobosea; Eutetramitea; Acrasida; Naegleriidae. The transcript has a single exon. The record is from RefSeq and is a predicted model, not a curated record.